UAUAUAUCUCACUUCCUUUCCCUUCAAUCUCACAUAACUUACAUUUUCCUCUUUCCUCUCUCUCUCACACACAUUAAACUACUUCCAUUUUGUCAUCAUCUCUAUAGUUGCUUCUGUUUCACCAAAAAUGGGAAAUUGUCUAGCUCUUUCUAAACCAAUUUCAGAACCAUGUUGCAUAGCAUCCACCAUGGAAAAACUUGUUAAAGUAGCCAAACAAGAUGGUAAAAUACUAGAGUUUAGUUCUCCGAUUCAUGUCAAAGAUAUCUUGACAAAUUUUCCUGGUAAUUAUGGUAUCGGUGUUUCAAAGAACGCGACAGAAACUCUAUCGCAAGAUCAUGAGUUGAAGGGUGGAAAAUUGUACUACUUGCUUCCUCAUAACAAAGAGGAAGAGCCAGAAGCUGGCAUAAAGAGGAUCAAAGUUUUAAUAACAAAGCAACAGCUUCAACAGUUAGUGAAUAAACAAAUAUCUUUACAAGAUUUAUUAUCAGUUGUUAAAGAAGAUGGUGUUCAUAUCAGAAAUGUUCGGAAGCCAAUAUUGGACUCUAUACCUGAAGAAAAUGAGUAAUAUAUAUAUUAUAUAUAUAUAUAUAUGUCUUCUUUUAUUUUCUUUUUGGAUUUUCUAGGUGUUUCAACCUUUUGGUUUCUCUUCUUCCAUGUUGUGUUAUUGUUCUUUCUUUUUGUGGAAGAUAUGGUAGAUGUUGUUAAGGUUUUUUUUUCUUAAGGGCUCUUGGAAAGAAAUGAAUAAUUAUUAAUGUAAAGGCUGACAUAUAACUUAGU
Molecule: messenger RNA, 777 nt
Organism: Lathyrus oleraceus (garden pea)
Lineage: Eukaryota; Viridiplantae; Streptophyta; Magnoliopsida; Fabales; Fabaceae
Exons: 1
Coding region: 128-565 (145 amino acids)
Source: RefSeq, a predicted model, not a curated record